Penicillium verrucosum is the source of this 189-nucleotide messenger RNA. RefSeq lists its product as uncharacterized. The coding region runs from base 1 to 189 and encodes 62 amino acids. NCBI's taxonomy places the organism in Eukaryota, Fungi, Ascomycota, Eurotiomycetes, Eurotiales, Aspergillaceae. The transcript has a single exon. The record is from RefSeq and is a predicted model, not a curated record.
AUGCCGGAACCACUAGCUGAGUCGUUCCCAGACCUCCUGCCUACUCGGAGUGAUGGUAUACAAAAGGCAAACGAAUCCCAUCAGAAGCGCCGCUCCGCCAGGAAACAUCAACUCCCUUGCCUCAACUUGCCUCCAUUGAGCCUGAGCAAACUCCUUCGACGUGAUCUGAACCGACUCAUCCCGAGGUAG